CGAGGCGAGAUGGCACGAUUCUGCUCCCUUGAAGAAAAUGCAGGGCGUGUUGCUGUGUUUGCCAUAAUUCUAGCUGGUUUGUUGUUGGUAUUUACAGUUACCGUUGACUGCAACAGAUACUGGAGUUACUGUCCUAGACGAGAGUUUAACGAUUCGAUUGGGCCGCCACGUGCACCACAAGUUGGCGAUCGCGUCAUUUGCAGAGUGGAAAACGUAAGCGCGAGACCCAUCCCACCAGGAAGACUUGAAGGACAUAUCUUCAAAUGGGCCGAGCGGAGCCGACCUGCUUGGAUUUUCUACGGCAUCUUGAAUUUUAGCGCGACUUUCAUCAACCUUGUGCUUAUCUUUAGUCAUCCUAAGAAAAGACGCAACGAAAACACAGAAAGUAGAAGUUUUAGUCAUCAUCAAAGCGAGUAUAGUCGAAUCAGCCGGAUUAUUUACGCCUGCCAGGCAAUCGUCAUAGUUCAUCAAGCUAUCAACGUGGUCAAAAUUGUGGACUGCCGGCCUGAGAACCGCGCAGAGAUAUUCCACACGGUCAUGUUAGCAUUGGACGUAUCAGUGCAAGGCAAGUGCUACGUCUUACAUACAAUCCAGUAUAGACAGCCAAUUAGUUGUAAUUAAGUUAUAUUAUCAUACACGUGUGACGUGCUGAGGUAGCCGCGUAGUGUAGUCUGAAAUUUUAGAGGAGAUCUUGGCUCAGUUAGAUUUCUCUGUUUAUAAAAAUAAAAAUUAUAUAAUUUACUAUCUAUAUGUAGCUAUGAGGCUGCUAAAACAACUUUCUCUAGACUAACAGUUUUGAGUGGUACACGUUAGACAAAUUCUUCUACACCAAUAAGUCGUAACUCUUUUUUCUUUUUUUUUCUUUCAUGUAUCUAGCUUUUUUCGCUAAGUCAUCGAAGAAUGCCUGCCUCAACAUUAAAUUGAACCUUAGAGUGUUCAAACACGGUAUAGAUAUAACAGCAGGUCUAGAUCCGUCCAUUAAUGUUUGUUUGGAGUUUCUUGAAUGACUCUCGUUUGGUUGCUACAUGCAUAACCACAUUCUUGCUGCAUGUUUAAAGAUGUCCUCUGCCUGUCUGCCUGCCUGCCUGCCUGUCUGUCUCUCUGCCUGCCUGUCUGUCUGUCUGUCUGUCAAAUAACAUUUAUUUCAAACAUACAUCU
Corticium candelabrum is the source of this 1158-nucleotide messenger RNA. RefSeq lists its product as uncharacterized. Lineage: Eukaryota; Metazoa; Porifera; Homoscleromorpha; Homosclerophorida; Plakinidae. The record is from RefSeq and is a predicted model, not a curated record. The transcript has a single exon. The coding region runs from base 10 to 621 and encodes 203 amino acids.